Molecule: messenger RNA, 2489 nt
Organism: Mizuhopecten yessoensis (Yesso scallop)
Lineage: Eukaryota; Metazoa; Mollusca; Bivalvia; Pectinida; Pectinidae
Product: mu-type opioid receptor-like
Exons: 2
Coding region: 357-1511 (384 amino acids)
Biological process (GO): G protein-coupled receptor signaling pathway
Cellular component (GO): plasma membrane
Molecular function (GO): G protein-coupled receptor activity
Source: RefSeq, a predicted model, not a curated record
CAAACGCCAAAGAUUCACACAGACAUAGAGUAUACAGUCGAUAGCUGCCGUUGCCGUAGCUGGGUUUAUGGAUAUUAACAGAAAUAAUAAAAUCAAGGUUAACUGACUGGCGCGAAACGUCUACAUAUACAUGAACUUGUUUGUGUACUUUUGAGAGGACACAGAUUCGCCACUUCCUGUCAUUGAAGCCUGCAUUGGGUACAUACAAACUUGUGUAUGUGGUAAACUGGCCACAUUUAUACACGUGCAGCGUCUGUCGCCUCACACUCCAGGUCCGCUGUCGUGUAUACGGAGUGGUACGUCCUGUGUCAGUGACACUGGUCGACCAGUGUAUUAACGCUUUACUUCAAAAGAGGAUGACCAGCAUGGAGAAUUCAACGAUAGCCUUGACUACAGGCACGUUACCAUUGGAAGCAGACAUAUCAUCAGCAAACAUGAUGCCGUUCGGAAUAAACAUCACGACGGUAAUACCUGAGGUUUCCGACUCCUACUCUGCAUGCUCUUCAGCUGACUCUUGUUUGUGGGCGAUAAUUUCACCUUUUAUUUUUUUCAUUGGGGUAUUCGGAAACAUUUUGAAUUUGUAUGUUCUGAUACGUUUGAAGUUUUACAAGAACGCUACACUUUCCCUGCUGUUUGUGCUGGCCUUUGUCGAUAUCACUGUGCUGUGUGUCGGUCCGACCCGCUACUGGAUUCGAGCCACAUUCGAUGUUGACAUACGAGACGUUUCUGGAUUCAGUUGCAAGUUCCAUCUAUUCUUGAUUUAUUUCUCCAUGCAUAUGUCGUCAUGGAUUUUAGUCCAAGUUACAUGCGUCAGGUUUGUGAAAACCGUUCUGUUGGACAAUCGAUUUAUUGCCGUACAGAAGCUGGUGACAAUAAACAACAGUUUAAUUAUACUCGGAAUCCUCGGCGUCGUUCUAGCGGCUCUGGACUUCCACUACUUCUUCACCAAUGGAAUCAAGGACGGAGGCUGUGACUCGCUAACAAAGGAGAUCCUAGCGUUCGAGGAGUUUAUAUUUACUUACAUAGACUUGGUGGUGCUAGUGAUCCUACCAGGGAUUAUCAUGACUGUCCUCAAUCUGUUAAUUAUACGACAGAUUAAAAAACUCAAAUGUAACAAACGACUCUCCACUGGAUCUGAUGGAAGCAACAGAAUGUCGCGGAAGGGACAGCAGCCUGCCUCCAAGAUGACGAGGAUGCUGGUGUUUACUAGUUUCUACUUCGUUGCUGCCAGUCUGCCGAUCUGUAUUUACUUUAUAGUAGAUUCGUACGUUCGGCCAUGUGCCAGUCCUGACGUCGAGCAGUCUCUGGAUCUGGCCAACGCCAUCGUAUAUCUGCUCCAGUUCACACACUUCGCCAUCAACUUUUAUUUCUAUACGGCCACUAAUCAACGGUUUAGGACCGAGCUGGGAAAGAUCGGGAAAGGAGUGGAAAGAAUAUUCCACUCUGUCCCUUCCUCUGACCCGUCUACCAGUACCGACUAUCAUCUCCGAUCAGGUACCGGGGACACGUGAUGACGUCAUCACACCAUCACGGCCGAGACCACAGCUUAUAGACCGUCACUAUGGGUGACUCGUUUGAACCCAUCUCUACGGAACUUCUAAGGAGAUAAUUAUGUGAUAUGGGUCACUUUCAAAAGACAUAGGAUUGAGGGUCUUCAUCACUAUGACGACGCGUGCACAAUUAACCACGUAUUUUCGACACGAUAUGUGUGUCGAGACUGGAGGUCAAGUGACAUCAUUCUCAUUUGCGUGUUAACUUUAAGACUGGUGACCCAUCUAUAGCUAGAAAUGUUUUGCCAAAUUAAGCGGAGUAUCGAAACACACUUUACGAAGGACACAUCAGUAAAUUGUGUAAAGUGGGACACCAAACAUGUGGGCGCUAACAGCAAAAUAAUCUACAGAACAGCGACUUCUUGUAUCAAAAAUUGCUAUUCAUUGAGAAACAUUUAGAAAAGUGAUUGUGAUCAAACUUGUCCAACACAUUAUUGUACUGAUAGGUGGUAGCCAAGUAACUGUUUUCGGAUUAGCUAGCAUACCGUAAACUCACGGUUAACUGACCUUAAGAAACCUUGAGGAGAUCGGUAAGAUUCCCCAGGAGGUGGUAAGAUUCCCUAGGAGGUGGUUCAGGAUAUUUAAAGAUGACGUUGUUGUUUUAAUGUAUUUAACUGAAGUUAGUCAAUGCGAUUUAGGCGUAAUUUUGGACGAUUCUGACUACAGCUGUUGUCUUGAGGAUUGUAACAUUUGAGACUGAUCAAGGCCCUACAACUAAUUGUCAAUAUAAAACAGACAAUUGAAUCACGGUAGUGAGUAAUGCAACGUGAAAUAAAAUUACCGGUUUAAAAUCGUAAAAUGUUCAGCCCACCAAAUAGAGGCGUACUGCAGUAAGCGCCUGAGUGAUAUGUACAGUAAGUAUGGAAUGCUAUAGUAUAUACCAGGAGCUUCAAAUCAUAAACUCAUCCGUAGCCAAAAUAAAUACCUUCAUAUUUUAUA